AUGAAAAUAAAUAAAUAUAGAAAUUAAGAUAUUAUAAUAAGAAAUCUUUAUACAGGAGAAUUAUGGGGUUGGUCUAAAUAAUAAUUACGUUAAUAUUUACAUGAAAGUUAUUUAGUUUUAUUUUUUACUGCUUUAUUUUCACUCUUUAAAAUCACUUUAGGCAUAUUUUUUAUUUCUAAUGUAUCUGCAUUAUAUAUAAAAAUAAGUAUAAUAUGUUCUCCCGUACUAAUUUUAAUUAUAAGUAUAACAUAUAUUUUAUAUAUUUCUAUAAAAAAAACAUUUAUAAAAAUAUAAAAUAUAAUAUAGAAUUUUCCAUAUUUAGGUUUAUAUUUACAUGCGUUAUAAAACGGUCCUCGUAAACAUUUAAUUUUUUCAUUUUUAAAACUAAUACUUUUUGUAUAUAUAAUAUACUUAUCAUCCUUAUAUACUUGCUACUACAUAUUGUUUUACAAAAGCAUUCCAAAAGGUUUAGAUGAAAAUUUAAUCGCAUGUUUAACUAUAUUUGAACUUAUUACUUUAAUUUUUAUAAGAACCCGCUCAAGUAUAAAGUGGUUUCCUUUAUUUUCAAUGUUGAUAAUUUAUGUUUUUUUAUUUUAUGUAUAAAAUACUGUCUACGGAUUUUAUUCUUUAAUCAUGUAGGCAUCUAUGCUUACUAUUUUGGGUAUUUUUUCACUUUUAAUUUGCGAAUUUGAAAUUCCUUCCAUAAAUUGGAAUGAUUCUUAUCAUUUUACACCUUCUUAUCACAGACCUCGAUGCUUAUAUUUUCCUUUAUUUAAUUUAUCAUGGUAUUAUGACUUGCCUUAAUUAUGGACUAUAUUUUAUCCUGUUUAUGCCAGAGAGGCUUUUAGUUAAAGUUAGUUGGCAUUAGUAGAUAGUAAUUAUCUUUUAUUGAAUUAAAGUUUGGAAGAAGCUGAAAGAUAAAGUGAAAAUAAUAUGCUUUUUUAAGCAAACGAGUAAUUUGGGGGAUAGAGAUUAGCUUAAGAAAAUAAUAAUGUCCAAUAUAAUAAUAAUGUUGAAAAUAAUAAUAAUGUUGAAAAUAAUGUUUAGGUUGAGAUAUAAUAAUAAGAAAUUUAAUAAAUAAAUAAUAAUUUUUAGUAGUCAGCAAAUAAUAUUGAAGAAUUUAAUAAUAAUAAUAAUUCGAAUGAUAAUGAUAAAGAUAAUAAAUAACUUCUUUCAGGUUAAGGAUAAAUUAUUGGAGGAUGA
Ichthyophthirius multifiliis is the source of this 1203-nucleotide messenger RNA. RefSeq lists its product as hypothetical. The record is from RefSeq and is a predicted model, not a curated record. The transcript has 2 exons. Lineage: Eukaryota; Ciliophora; Oligohymenophorea; Hymenostomatida.